Populus euphratica (Euphrates poplar) is the source of this 865-nucleotide messenger RNA. RefSeq lists its product as uncharacterized. The record is from RefSeq and is a predicted model, not a curated record. Gene Ontology annotation, molecular function: calcium ion binding. The transcript is spliced from 2 exons. Lineage: Eukaryota; Viridiplantae; Streptophyta; Magnoliopsida; Malpighiales; Salicaceae. The coding region runs from base 273 to 686 and encodes 137 amino acids.
AAAACCAAAUGGAAACUGGGUGCUAACUAUAUUUCUUACUGAUCGUCAACUGUCUGUGUGCCCCUCAUUUACGUAUAAAUGAGCACAAGACCAACUUCUUAUUCAUCAACAUCAAAUCAGUUAUCUCGAAAGCUUCUCUUUAUUUCACAGAGCACAGAACCAACUCCUGAUUCAUCAAAAUAUCAAAUUAGUUCUCUCUAAAGCUUUCCUUUAAUUUACGGUUUUUAACCUUCUGUAGUUCUAGUUUGUGAGUAAAUUGCGAGAGACCAGAAAUGAGUGUGGAGAUUUUGGAUGGUGCCACCAUUGUCAACUUUCUGGAGGACGAGGAAGCAUUCAACGCGCAUGUAUGUGACCGCUUCGCCUACCUUGAUUCAGACCAUGAUGGCCGGCUUUCCUACGGGGAAUUGUUGAAGGAGCUGCAGUGUUUGAGGUUAUUGGAAACCCACUUCGGCGUAGAUGUGGAAACAGACCCGGAUGAGCUUGCUCUCGUCUAUGGUUCUCUUUUUGUCCAAUUUGAUCAUGACUUGAAUGGGACAGUGGACUUAGAAGAGUUCAAGUCAGAGACCAAGCAAAUGAUGCUAGCCAUGGCCAAUGGUAUGGGUUUCUUGCCUGUUCAGAUGGUCCUGGAAGAAGACAGUUUCCUGAAGAAGGCUGUGGAGUGGGAAUCUGCUAAACUGGUUGCCUGAUUAAUUCCACAUCCAUUACCCUACACUAUACUUGACUCAUUAAUUGUCUUUGUGAUUUCUUUAUUCUCGCAAUGUAUUCGAAGGUUAAUUGUCUUUGUUAUUUCUUUCUUCUCCGAAUGCAUUCCAAGUUUAGCUGAAUCUAGCAAAGAAAAUAAAUGAAACGCUCUGUUAUCGGUGAA